This is a messenger RNA of Pimephales promelas (fathead minnow), 2744 nucleotides long. RefSeq names its product coagulation factor XIII A chain a, tandem duplicate 2 (gene f13a1a.2). Gene Ontology annotation, molecular function: protein-glutamine gamma-glutamyltransferase activity. Gene Ontology annotation, biological process: peptide cross-linking; blood coagulation, fibrin clot formation. Lineage: Eukaryota; Metazoa; Chordata; Actinopteri; Cypriniformes; Leuciscidae. The record is from RefSeq and is a predicted model, not a curated record.
CCUCACCUCAGAAGAACAUCUACUCUUCUAUCACACACCACAAACAUCAAGGCAUCUUGUGUACAUCAUGUUACUACAACCCAACCCCAACUCAGCAAGCGGCCGUAUUCCCUUGGCCAAAUCAAAUUUAGAUGAGUAUAAUCCACCUGAGUUUGUGGCAUUUGAUGUUUUGAAGCCAAGGGGACCUCCGGAUGAAGAAACACAAGCCACAAGUCUCUCAGUAUUGAGUGUUGACAUGCGUGUGACGGAGAACAAAAAAGACCACAACACUGACAAGUAUGUGAGCUCCAACCUCAUCGUGCGCAGGAAUAAAGAGUUCACCAUCAUCAUCCAUUUUAACCGGGACUACAAUGAACAGGACAAUGUGGAGUUGGAGUUCCUGAUUGGCAGUUCACCUAAUGAAAACAGGGGCACCUACAUUAUUUUGCCUAUUGGUAAAGAGAAACCUGAAGUGCUCUGGAAGAGUCGUGUGGUGGAAACACAAGGCAGUUAUGUGACCGUUGGCGUAACACCAGACGCCAGCUGCAUCAUUGGCCGGUUUCGACACUUUGUUGUAGUUGUGAGUGAUUUGGGAAAACAGCGCACUGAGAGGAACACUGACACUGAUUUCUAUGUGCUGUUCAAUCCUUGGGACCCUGCGGAUCACGUGUACAUGGAAAAAGAUGAAGACAGACAGGAGUAUGUGAUGAAUGAUGUGGGGAUCAUCUACAAUGGAGAAUACCACGACAUUACCACCCGUUCAUGGAACUUUGGACAGUUUGAACAGGGGGUUCUGGAUGCCUGUCUUUUGGUUCUGGAUGCCGGGAAGGUACCACUAGUUUUCCGUAAAAGUGCCGUUGAAAUUGUUCGACAAGCAUCAGCUCUGAUGAACUCCCAGGAUGAUGAUGGUGUCCUGGUUGGCAACUGGAGUGGCGAUUACUCAGAAGGCACAGCACCCACUGCCUGGACCGGAAGUCCUGAAAUUUUGCUCAAAUAUGCCAAAGAGGGUGGUGAGCCGGUGCUCUUUGCUCAGUGUUGGGUGUUUGCCGGCGUGCUGAACACUCUUGUGCGCUGUCUCGGGAUCCCUGCACGGGUCGUCACCAAUUUCUGCUCUGCUCACGACAACAUGGGAAACCUGAGGACAGAUAUUAUGCUGGGCGAAGACGGGAAAGUGGACAAAAGCCGAACAAAAGAUUCAGUCUGGAACUACCACUGCUGGAAUGAGGUGUACAUGAAGAGACCUGAUCUCCCAGAAAAAUUCUCUGGCUGGCAGGUGAUCGACGCCACCCCUCAGGAGACCAGUGAUGGCCUUUAUCGAUGUGGCCCAACGUCUGUCAAUGCCGUCAAAGAGGGAGAGCUCAGCUACCCGUUCGAUGCAAGGUUUGUCUUUGCCGAGCUAAACAGUGAUGUGGUAUACCAUCAGUGGACUAAGGAGGGAGAAAUGAAGAUUCUUAAUGUGGACACCUCUUAUGUUGGAAAGCUUGUUGUGACAAAAAAGACAAACAGUAGCGACUAUGAGGACAUCACUUCUACCUAUAAAUAUCCAGAAAAAACGGUCAAGGAGAGAGAGGUCUGGCAGAAUGCAGAGCGUUCCGGCAUUCUUCCCAGGGAUUAUUUACCACUCACUGAAGCAGGAGUGACCUUCGAGAUCCAGACCGACACCGUCAAUAUGGGCGAUGACUUCAAGCUAACGCUGAACAUUAACAACCAGACCAGCCAGACCUGCACCAUCAAUGCUACCAUCACUGGCUGUGUGGCGUUUUACACGGGCGUCGUCAGCAAGACCUUUAUGCUGGAAAACAAAGCUGCAACUGUGGAAGCCUCGAAGACUGAGUCCAUGACGGUAGAUGUCAAUGCUUCGGACUAUACACCACACCUGGUGGAACAGGGAAAACUGCUCUUUGUGGUGUACGGGAUCAUUGAGGAAACAGACACGUCCCUCUGCACAAUGAAAGAAAUCACUCUACAGCCUCCUAAACUCAAAAUAACGAUGUCGGGAACCCCCGAAGUUGGCAAAGAUCUCUCGAUCAUUGUGAAUUUCCAGAAUCCCUAUAAUUUCAUCCUGAAUAAUGUUCAGAUCCGCCUUGAUGGACCUGGUCUGAUACCAAUCAAAAUAAAAAAUUACAGCCAGAUAUUACCUGGUGGCUCAGUGAGAUAUAAAGUGUCGAUGGUCCCUCGAACUCCUGGAAAGAAGGUGGUGAUGACGGUUCUAGACUGCCCUUUACUGAGACAGGUCACCAAUCAGCUCGAAAUCGAAAUAUUGCAAACUGAAUGACCGCCAAGGCUGAACAAGAGAUGGGAGAAGACAGGAAGAGAAAACACAAUUGCAGAGUUUCUAGUUGCUUUACUUUGCUUCACCAAUUUUGUUUUGAAAGAUAAUCAAACGAUCAAAUAUUACAUUUCCUUUAGAGCAAAUUCCUCCUAUUUACCAUAAAGACGUUAAAGGGAUAGUUCAAUCAAAAAUGAUUUCAACUCAUGUCGUUUCAAUCCCAUGUGACUUUCUUCUGCAACACUUGAUUUUUUGUUGGGGUUUUUGGUCCAUACAAUUAGUCCAAGAGGUUUUUGGUGAACUGAACUUGAACAAAGUGUGUGAACUGUAAUACUAGUGAUAUCCAUUGAAAUCUGUAGCAAUCUUCUGGUUUUGUUUGGGUUAGGUAAUACUAACAGCAUUAAUUACUAUAUUUUGUUAAUUUUCUCUGCUAUACUGCCAUGGACUAUAAGCUGUAAUAUAGCAAAAUAACAAUAAACAUUUAGCAUUGAAGCUA